AUGAUAUCGAACAUAGAUGUGAACGGCGACACUGCCUCCCUAAAACGGAAGCGGGAGCCGAAGGACGACACACCCUCAUCACUGAAGAAGCACCGCCGAAGAUCUAAGCUACCAGAAGAUGCUGUGGCGGGAGAAAGCGCCAGCGCACAGGACGACCAACGAAUGAGCAAUACGGCGCUGCAACAUGUCAAUGGCGGCCUCGAACUCCCCGAUGCUUCAUCACAACCCCCAGACGGUGCGGUCCGACAGCGGCUAGCAUCAUGGAAGGUAUCGAAGCCAAUGGGUGGCAGGAUGCAGGACAUUGACCCGGUCUUCUCCCGUGACGAAAGGUACAUAAUAAUUACCUACAACACUUCAAUCCAGGUGUACUCGACCGAAGACUCUCUGCUUGUCCGCAGGAUUGCCCUCCCCCUGACAAGGACGGACGACGCGACUGAACUCGUGGCGACCCAUAUCGUUUCUGCGGUAUUAUCCAAAUGCGACACUGAUUAUUUAUGGGUCGCAUGCUCCGACGGCCGCCUUUGGCAUAUCAACUGGACAUCUGGGGCAGGCGCAGACACCCCCUUCAGGAUCGAGGCCAAGAAGGUGUUAGACGUCGCGGUGGAUGCGGUGGAAAUUGGCGGCCAGUUUGAAGAUGUUCUGCUGGUUUUGAAGAGGCUCACAAAGAGCUCUGCGCAGAUAGUCGCCUAUAACGUCAAGGCGCUAUCGACAAGGAGCGGCAAGCUUUUGCACACCUACGAUGAGAGCCCGCAGUUACUCCGGUCCGCUGCCGAGAGCAGGCUGAUCAUCGCUGCUGCAAAGGAGACAGUGCAUAUUGGCCUCCUGAAAGCGAAGAAGCUGGCCUCGUUGGAUGAUAUGGCUUACCGCUUCCACUGCUUCAAUGUCCCAGAUCUUGUCACUUGCCUGGACAUUCGACACACAAUGCGGGCAAUCAAAAAGGGCGGCUCCGACCUCCAGUCUGUGGAUCUCGUGGUCGGCUGCGCUCGGGGCGCCAUCUAUGUGUACCAUGAUCUGCCGUCCAAGCUCCCAGGAGAAACAUCUGGUUCCUCGAGGGCAGGCGUGAUCCAGCCAAAGAAGUACCACUGGCAUCGUCGAGCCGUCCACAGCGUGAAAUGGUCUCAGGAUGGCAAUUACCUCAUCUCCGGAGGCUAUGAGACUGUUCUGGUUCUCUGGCAGGUCGAUACCGGAAGAUUAGAUUUUCUACCACAUCUUUCCGCGACCAUUGAGAACAUUGUCGUCUCUCCCCGUGGAGCCUCAUAUGCUAUUCACCUGGAUGACAACUCAACAAUGAUUCUGUCCACCGCAGAGAUGCGACCGACAAUGUACGUCUCGGGGAUUCAAUCACUCGUCCUUGGCGACCGCCCUUCUAAGGAGUCGCUGGUUCGUCGUGUCUGGCGCCCUGUUGAGGAGAUUGCGGCCCCUUUGGUUGCGUCUGUUAACCCCCGGAACCCAUCACAAAUGCUCCUGUGCGUUGGCAAUGGUCAGCAAGCAUCUUUGGGGGGAGGGUCUACGUCCACUCCUCUCCUCCAGGUAUUCGACAUCUCUUCAUUUCACGGUGUCACCAAGCAUGCCCUUGCGCGCACCAAUCCUACAGACGCCAAUGUUACGAGCGACGGUGUACCCAUCAUUGAACCAACCGUCACGAAACUUGCCUUUUCUCAGAACGGCAAGUGGCUCGCCUCGGUCGACGAAUGGCAACCGCCUGAACGCGAUGCAGACGCUCUCUUGACCGGAUCAAAAACGUCUGCCGAAGCAUGUCGCGAGAGGCGAGAGAUUUACUUGAAGUUUUGGGAAGUCGGGGCAGGAGACCAGCCUUUCCAACUUGUCACGCGCAUCAAUGACGCUCACUAUACCGACCGGACACAGACGAUAUUCGACCUCGCCAGCGAUCCGACCUCAUCUCGAUUUGCCACGAUUGGCAACGAUGGAACGGUGCGGUUUUGGGCCCCGCGGUUGCGUAGGAGAGACGGGCUCGCGGCUACCGGACUUGGUGGCCAACCGUUGCGGAGCUGGACUUGUUCCCGAACUGUUUCCCUUCCCAUCUACGAGCAGCAGGAUGACUCUGUCGACAUCCCCACAAAGCACACGGCGCGUAGCGGUGCCAUCACUUUCUCGGAGGAUGGCUCCGUUCUCUUCGCUGCCUUCGGUCCCCCAUUUGGUGCAGUCGUGGUCGCCAUUGACACAAAGACAGGGACGGUCCGCGAUGUUGUCUCUGGCAUGUUCAAGGGCGAGAUCCGCGCGAUCAAGUCCCUGUCAUCAUCUUUAGUCAUGCUCUCGGAGGAUCUCGUUGUCUACGAUAUCGUGUCGGAUGAGGUACUUUACAACUACUCCCUCAAGGAAACGUCCGAGGAUGCUAAGCACCUGACCCAAAUGGCUGUCAACUAUGAGUCACGGAGCGUUGCACUUGUUGCACCGGUCCCGAAUCUGAAUCAGGGGAAGAUGAAGAGGGGCGCAAGAUCAGAGCUUGUUGUCCUCAACAUUGAGGACGACGAGCCCCAGUUGGUCCACACAUUUUCGCACCUGAUCACGUCCGUGUGCGCGACGCCGUCAUCCUCCGGAUUUAUCGUGGUCGAUUCUGCAGCCCAGAUUUGGUCCAUAACGGAAGGCACCGAGCAAGCACCCCUCCUUCAGCCACUCGCCGAUUUGAGGGUAGAUGACUACGAUGCUACAGGUGGAGAGCCAACACGAGGAGAGGUCCAGCUGCUGGAGGGUGACGCUAGCGAUGAAGAGAUGGAGGAUGCGAACCAAGACGUGGAAAUGGAAGAUGACGAUGACACGCAUGCUGCUGUUGUAGCGCCUCAACGUUUGGCCGAGGUAUUCAGCGCUGCCCCAGCCUUCGCCAUGCCGCCGAUAGAGGACAUCUUCUAUCAGGUGGCUGGACUGCUUUCUACGAAGCCUGUCAGAGCUUAG
This is a messenger RNA of Parathielavia appendiculata, 2910 nucleotides long. RefSeq names its product WD40 repeat-like protein. Gene Ontology annotation, cellular component: nucleolus. NCBI's taxonomy places the organism in Eukaryota, Fungi, Ascomycota, Sordariomycetes, Sordariales, Chaetomiaceae. The record is from RefSeq and is a predicted model, not a curated record. The transcript is spliced from 3 exons. Gene Ontology annotation, molecular function: protein binding; RNA binding. The coding region runs from base 1 to 2910 and encodes 969 amino acids. Gene Ontology annotation, biological process: positive regulation of transcription by RNA polymerase I; positive regulation of rRNA processing.